GGUCGGACCGCGCUGUGCCUCAGCGGCGGCGGCGCGCUCGCGAUGUACCAUUUCGGCGUCAUCAAGGUGCUGCUUCAGGAGGGCCUCCUGCCGCAGGUCAUCUCCGGCACGUCCGGCGGGAGCAUCGUCGCGGCGUUCAUAUCGAUGUUCCCGGAGGAGGAGCUUCUGAAGACGAUUAGACCGGACUUGAGCUCGCGGCACGGCGUCCGGUGGUUCCCCCCCGUGUGGAAGAUGGUCAUCAACUUUGUGCAGAACUCGGUGCUGAUGUCGUCGGAAAAUUUCGCGGAGACGACGAGGGCGUACUUUGGCGACGUCACGUUCGCGGAGGCGUUCGUGAUCAGCAAACGCGCGGUGUCGAUUCAAAUCUCCGUGGGCAGCGGCCACGGGUUCGUGCUGAACCACUUCACCGCGCCGCAGGUGGUGAUACGAACCGCCGUGAACGCGUCGUGCGCGCUCCCGGGUCUGAUGCGUCCGUUCGAGCUCCUCGCGAAGGAUGAAAAAACCGGCGAGCUCAUCGCGUUUCACCCGCCCGGCGUGUCGUCGUUCGACGGCACGAUCACCGCGGACAUCCCCGCGGCUCGCCUCACGGAGCUGUUCAACUGCAACAACUUCAUCGUGUCGCAGGUGAACCCGCACGUGAACUUCGUGUUGCACCUCGCGGAGGAAGGCCAAGGCCGAAGGCUGUCGCGCGCCGCGAGAAGCAACGACCGCCGCGCCGCGGUGAUCAAGCUCCUCCGCGUCGCCAAGUACCUCCUGCUGAACAUCAAGUACGGCGUGCAAAAACUCCUCGAGGUGGACCUUCUGAACUUGCGUAUGGUGCGCACGCUGCAGGGCAUCUUGGUCCAGGACUUCCGCGGGCACAUCACGGUGCUGCCGCAGCUUCAAUUCCGCGACUACCUGCGGGUGUUGCGGCACCCGAACGACGACGAGAUGGCGAGGUUCAUUCGCAACGGCGAGGCGGCGACCUGGCCGCACGUGGAGGCGAUCCGGCUGACGAUGGCCGCGGAG
Molecule: messenger RNA, 1008 nt
Organism: Micromonas pusilla CCMP1545
Lineage: Eukaryota; Viridiplantae; Chlorophyta; Mamiellophyceae; Mamiellales; Mamiellaceae
Exons: 1
Biological process (GO): lipid metabolic process
Source: RefSeq, a predicted model, not a curated record